Molecule: messenger RNA, 1103 nt
Organism: Carassius carassius (crucian carp)
Lineage: Eukaryota; Metazoa; Chordata; Actinopteri; Cypriniformes; Cyprinidae
Product: WAP four-disulfide core domain protein 1-like
Exons: 7
Coding region: 228-869 (213 amino acids)
Biological process (GO): regulation of cell growth
Cellular component (GO): extracellular region
Molecular function (GO): peptidase inhibitor activity
Source: RefSeq, a predicted model, not a curated record
CCUUUUGUAGCGUUCUUUAUGUGUUUUUUAUGCACCUUUUUUCCACUUUAUGGCUCUGGAAACUCUCCUGUAAAGGAAUUAUUGGAACUACAAAAGGACAGAGACAACUUAAGCAACAUAUACAUGCUUGAGGAAGCCACAACAUAAGCAGCUCCAACGGGGCCAACUUCAAAAGUCUGAGGAUUCCUGGGAGAGAAGAAGGGCAACCAGCCUGAAAGAGCGGGACCAUGCCAGGCGGUCAGAUCCGGACUGGGUUCGUGCCAGUUCUGCUGGUCUGUUUCUUUCUGCUGUUGGCAUCUGGUUCAGGGAAUGCACGCAUGAUCGGGAAGAGGGGACUCAACCAGAAGGACUAUGAGUACCCCAACCAUCCUCAGCACCAAAAGAACGACCGCUGUCCUCCUCCACCGCAGAUGCUGCCUGAGCGAGCCUGUGAGGUGCCGGGCUGCCGGUCCGAUUCUGAGUGUGAGAGACACAAGCGGUGCUGUUACAACGGCUGCAUCUACGCCUGCCUGGAGUCAGUGCAACCUCCACCUGUGCUGGACUGGUUGGUGCAGCCCAAGCCACGGUGGUUAGGAGGGAAUGGCUGGCUAUUAGAUGGACCAGAAGAGGUUCUGCAGGCUGAGGCCUGCAGCACCACAGAGGAUGGAGAUGAGCCUUUGCUCUGCCCAACUGGUUACGAGUGCCACAUCAUCAACCUGGGAAACCCCUCAGCUGGGAUCCCAAACCGAGGCCAGUGCAUCAAACAGCGUGGAAACUCAGAUGGACGUAGCCUGAGACACAAGUCCUUCAAAGAUUACAAGGAUUAUUUAGCAAGUAACUCCAACAAUGCAGUGAGCUAUGAGAAACAUCAGCACAAGCAUGUGGGCUGAGACAGGUGACUGAAAGUUGGUUCCAUUUUAGAGGACUGAAGUAACCAGUAACCGCUGACCCUUAUACUUGAAGCCCAACCAUCAAAUCCAACAAAAGUGCCAAAGGCCUUUCUCUUCAUCGCAAACCAGAGAUCGGUUCAUAUCUGGUGCUCUUUUUCUUAGGUGCUAAAUGUGGAGUGACAGAAAUGCAAAGCUAAAAUUUCCUACCUCUCAUAAAAGCCAAAAACAGACCAC